AGAAGUAGUCCUGGGUCUGCUUGACACCGGGGCAGCGGUCAGUUGUAUCGGAGGGAGUUUCGCAGAAAGGUUCAUAAAAAGCAAGGCAGACUUCAAGCGGAAAGGAACAACAGUGAGCACGGCUGAUGGUCAACGACAACAGUUUGUGGGAUCAGGAGGAUCGUACAAGCUCAUGAGGGAGCUAGGGCUCUUGGAGGAUAGAGAGAUUCGGUUAUCCCGGGAGGAUUCGUUGGAUUUAGUACGGGCCCAGGCUCAGAAGGUUUUAGCGAAGCAAUCGGAGAAGAAUGAAAGGCGGUACAACGCACGGUCCAGAGAGGUGACGUAUCGAGAAGGACAAGAGAUUUAUCGUAGGAACUUCAAACAAAGCAACUUUGCGGCGGGUUACAACGCCAAGCUUGGCCCAAGAUACGUUAAGGCGAGAGUUCGUAAGAGAACGGGUAAUUCAACCUACGAGCUGGAGGACAUGCAAGGGAGAGCAAUAGGCACUUACCACGCCAAAGAUUUAAAACAAUAGUCUACGCCUCCGUGGUUUAGCUAAACAGGAUCGUGUGAGACCCUGUUCUAGCUCUUGCGAAGGGGGCACUUUGUAACGUCGGCGUUAGAUCAGUGUAGGU
This is a messenger RNA of Drosophila bipectinata, 614 nucleotides long. NCBI's taxonomy places the organism in Eukaryota, Metazoa, Arthropoda, Insecta, Diptera, Drosophilidae. The record is from RefSeq and is a predicted model, not a curated record.